AAGAAGUUUUUCCAGAUCCCAAAACCAGGCCGAACUACUUGGUGGGAAGUUACAGUCACCAUAUCGUGCGUAUGGCCAUAUGUUUCUCUCCAUCACUUCAUCUACAAAGUACUGUAAUAUACCAGAUUGUCUCAUCGUGAUUUGUAGACCUUUCAUAUUACAGGCCAAUUACACUGACACGAUUUUAUCGCUUUACAGUGGUCAGCACCUAGACACAAGCUGCCAGAAGAUCUAAUGUCUACACUGACAGUGGAAAGCUUCCAUGCAAAUCGUAGCAAGCCUGUCUUCGAAAAUCCCAUUAUUGUGGAGCACGAUACCGACGGUCCUGCUCGCUUGUUUCUUGGUCCUGUCAGCCAAAAUAGAGAUAACGAGACUUAUGAGAAAUGAAUGGAACGACAAAGGACAGCAAACUACCUCACAAGUGUUCUUCUUGGAGCUGAUAGUCUCGGUACAGAACUUGUUUCAAGGGAACAGCUCCUCAGACGUCGAUUGAGAAAUCACGCUAUCAAAGCCGUGGUAUGGCCCAUGACCAUAAUUUACAACUGCCUGAAUACAGAUAUCCUCAAAGGAGAAGAGCGGAAAGAGACCGCAUGGAAGCUGAUUCGAGAGAUUUCGGCCGUGAUGAGAGGGAACCUUCUAGAUUUGACGCCAGACCUGCUUGCGCAAUACGUUGGAAACUAUAUUGUGGACCCUCCGACCGAAUUGAACCCCUUAAUAAGCGAUGUUGUGCAGGGUAUAGAUAACGACAUAGAUAUGAUAACCGGCUGGACAAUGAAAUACGGAGAACAACAUAAUCCUCCUUACUUAUGUCCCACAAACCGAAAAGUACUGCAACAAGUCAAAGAUAUUGCAGAACAAGUCAAAGAGCAUUGGGCCCGGCUGGAAGAAGGACAUAAGGAAGCCUUGGACCGGGAAACGGGCAAGGAAUACAUGGAUGAAACAACGAGGAGAUCCAGCAGACACCAGUCGAGACGCAAGUAUAAAGCAAGAGACAUGGAUGGACUGAUUAAGAGCUGGAUACCCCCAGAGCAGAGUGCCGAAACGGCAACAUGGUCUGCUCCAAAAGACCACAAGCCUGCUACCACCAGUGCCGCAACGCCAGAACGAGCUGAUGAGAAGUCAAUCACCGAAAAAUCCACAGAAACAAGAACCCGCCAACGCACGCCAUUCCCAGAGCCCAAACUGGCGGGCACAACCAGGAUGAAGCAGAACAGCUCCAAUCAUGUGGACACGAAAUCAACCAACCAUGGUGCGAAAGAGGGAAAAGAGAAUGACGAAGAGGCAAAGAGGGAAGCUUCCCAAUCAGCGACCCAAGCUGCCUGGAAGAGACUUGAGGAAGUUAAAAAGGAGUUCGAGACGUUGGAUGCUCUCAGAAGAUCUAGAGCUAAAGCUGAUCAUCAACACUGGAAAGAUGGAGAUGUAGUUCGAAACGUUGGAUGUUGAACUGGGAGAAAUAGAUCUGUAUAAUUCCGAAGGAUGAUCAGUUAGCAUUUAAUUCAAUAAAGAUAAAUGCAUGCAGC
Molecule: messenger RNA, 1520 nt
Organism: Mollisia scopiformis
Lineage: Eukaryota; Fungi; Ascomycota; Leotiomycetes; Helotiales; Mollisiaceae
Exons: 2
Coding region: 388-1443 (351 amino acids)
Cellular component (GO): cytoplasm; mitochondrion
Molecular function (GO): 2-dehydropantoate 2-reductase activity; NADP binding
Source: RefSeq, a predicted model, not a curated record